This is a messenger RNA of Anopheles coluzzii, 4879 nucleotides long. RefSeq names its product serine/threonine-protein kinase D3 (gene PKD). Lineage: Eukaryota; Metazoa; Arthropoda; Insecta; Diptera; Culicidae. The record is from RefSeq and is a predicted model, not a curated record. Bases 913 to 3678 code for a protein of 921 amino acids. Gene Ontology annotation, molecular function: protein serine/threonine kinase activity; ATP binding. The transcript is spliced from 9 exons. Gene Ontology annotation, biological process: protein phosphorylation.
GUAUAUAAAAUGGAAUAGUUUCAUUAAAACAUUAUUUUUACGACCUGGUUCAUUCCGCUCGAUUCAUCUAAUUUCUAACUAAUUUCCUUGCCGGUUGCAACGCUAACUGUUUUGACAGCUUUUUUGUUUUGUUGCUCCCCCAAGCCCUCCCCAAACAGUUGAGUGUGGCUAAGGCUUCACCAGAAUGCGCAUCACACACACACAGCACGAAGCGAGAGAAAGUUUCCCCAACACAACGACGCAACCGCCCGUGUACGCGUGUACAGGGGAGCAAACGCACACACACAUACACCGCUCCAGCGACCAUUCAUACAAGCAGCGCAGCAGUCGAAAACAUUCCACCCAAUUCCUCCAGCGGACGCUAUAGCUUGCCCUUUGCACAUCGUGCGUGUGUGUGCGCGCGCGCGCAUGUUUGUGUAGCAUCGUCAUCGCGCGCUCCACGUACACACACCGCGGCGUGUGGUGUGAUCCGGGUUCUGCCGGAGAGUGUGUGUAAGUUUUUGUGUGUUUUUGCUUUCUUCUCCGCGUUCUCAAAGACCGAACCAGAGAUUGGAGUUUCUUAAGGUGGCCGGUGCCACCACAGCGCAGCAUCCAUCAGGGCGGGUGAACGGAAUUCAGUUGGCCGGUGCAGGAAGCUGGAAGGGCCGCAAAUCGGACCAGUUCAGUUCAGUGACACACAAAAAGUCGUGCCUAGGCCGCGCCGCGCUUCGACGCGUAGUAGCAGUAGAAGAGGGAAAGAGGCAAACAACAAACACAGAACGAGAACUUUCCUGGAAAACAACGGCUGACCGAGUGUGUGCGUGAGAAAGAGAGAAAGCGUAAAAAAAAAAACGUUCACAUAAACGUACAAUAGAGCAACGUGAAUUCUCCCCUCCCGCCUAACCCUCUUCCCCAAACCCUUCACACGGUGCGAUGGCAGGGGACGACAUUACCUUCAUCUUCCAGUUCGGGAACCUGCGCGACAUCACCACGGUCGAGUCGAGCGCCCUCACACUCAAAACGCUCAAGGAGCUGGCCUGCGAGUUCAUCAACAGUAAGAUCCCGGAGAAUGGGUUAAACCGGCUGCCGGAGCGGUUGCUGCUGUUCCGGCACGACUACGAAUCGCACAACGUGCUGCAGAUGGUAACGUCCGCCUCGGACAUCGUGGACGAAACGCUGGUCGAGAUCGUGCUCACUGCCAACCAAACGCUGCUACCGCCGGCCAACAGUGGACCGGCGCUGCACCGGAACAAUGUGCCGGUCGGCGGCCAGGAGGACAUACCGCUGGUGCGGCCCCACGCGCUCAACGUCCACUCCUACAAGGCGCCCACCUUCUGCGACUUUUGCGGCGAGAUGCUGUUCGGGCUGGUGCGCCAGGGGCUCAAGUGCGACGGCUGCGGGCUCAACUACCACAAGCGCUGCGCGAUCAAGGUGCCAAACAACUGCAGCCGGGUGGAGCACACGGGUAUGCUGCAGGCACAAUCGGCCAACCAGCAGCAGCAGCAGCAGCAAAGCAACGGCAGCGGCAGCCGCCGGUCCGGUUCGGCCGGCGGCGGGCUGCUGUCCUCGAUGCUGCCCGCCCGCAGCCCGUCCGGCGGCUCCAGCAACUCUCUCGCGUCGGACGAAACGGCCGGCGCUGGAAAUAUGCUGUCCACCACCAUACGGCAGAGCCGGUCACCGUCGCUGACGAGCCGCGGCGCGGUCGGGGGCCACCCGAUCAAGAUCCCGCACAGCUUCUCGAUCCACACGUACACGCGGCCGACCGUCUGCCAGUACUGCAAGAAGCUGCUGCGCGGCCUGUUCAAGCAGGGCGUCCAGUGCCGGGACUGCCACUACAACGCGCACAAAAAGUGCAUCGAGAAGGUGCCGAAGGACUGCACCGGGGAAAACACGCAGCCGGUGGACGCGCACGACGACCGCAGCCAGUCGAGCGAUCGGGAGCUGCUGUACAAGGACGACCCGGAGGACGAGAGUGACUUCGACGACGGGCAUCCGUUCGGGGCGGGCAGCUCCGGGCGGCGGUCGGGCGGCAGCACCGGGACGGCGGCCAGCGGCGGCGGCGGCGGCGGCGGCGGCACCUCAGCGACGGCGGCCAGGGAGGGCGCCGGUGGCAAGGAAUCGCCCCUCGGGCCCGGCGACGGGGGCUCGCCGGGCAAGCUGAACGGGGGCGGCGCCGGCCCGCCUGCCCCGGCCUACCAUCUGCUGGACGAUUCGGACGACAACCGGCUGGAGGUGAUCUGCGAGCAGUCGCGCCAAUCGUCGAGCAAUUCGUCCUCGUCGCCGAGCGCCAACAUUCCGCUGAUGCGCAUCGUGCAGUCGGUGAAGCACACGAAGCGCCGGGACGGGCGGGCAAUGAAGGAGGGCUGGCUGGUGCACUUCACCAGCAAGGAGAAGACGAUCAAGCGCCACUACUGGCGGCUCGACUCGAAGGCCAUCACGCUGUUCGUGUCGGACCAGGGCAGCAAGUACUACAAGGAGAUACCGCUGAACGAGAUCGUGGCGGUGGAGGCGGCCCGCACGCUGCAGGGCGAGGUGCUGCACUGCUUCGAGAUUCGGACGGCGGCCGUCGACUACUACGUCGGGCAGGACCCGCUGUACAAUAUGAAGCAUCACGCGGAUCCGGUGCUGGCGCUGCCGCCGCCCGACAGUGGCGUUGGGGCGUACCUCGCGAAAAGCUGGGAAACGGCCAUCCGGCAGGCACUGAUGCCGGUCCAGACCGGCACGGGUCGGACGGGGGAGGGCCAGGGAGCGGCGGGCGCUAGCGAACAGCCGGAGGAGCGCGUCACGGACAUGAGCCAGCUGUACCAGAUCUUCCCGGACGAGGUGCUCGGGUCGGGCCAGUUCGGCAUCGUGUACGGCGGGGUGCACCGGAAGACGCACCGGGCGGUGGCGAUCAAGGUGAUUGACAAGCUGCGCUUUCCCACCAAGCAGGAGGCGCAGCUGAAGAACGAGGUGGCGAUACUGCAGAACCUGUCGCAUGCGGGCGUCGUCAAUCUGGAGCGAAUGUUCGAAACGCCCGAGCGCAUCUUCGUCGUGAUGGAGAAGCUGAAGGGCGACAUGCUGGAGAUGAUCCUGUCGCACCAGAACGGACGGCUGAACGAGCGCGUCACCAAGUUCCUGAUCACGCAGAUCCUCGUCGCCCUCAAGUACCUGCACAGCCGCAACAUUGUACACUGCGAUCUGAAGCCGGAGAACGUGCUGCUCUCGUCGGACAACGAGUUUCCGCAGGUGAAGCUGUGCGAUUUCGGUUUCGCGCGCAUCAUCGGCGAAAAGUCGUUCCGGCGGUCGGUUGUCGGCACGCCCGCUUACCUAGCGCCGGAAGUGCUGCGCAAUAAGGGCUACAAUCGGUCGCUCGACAUGUGGAGCGUCGGCGUCAUCAUCUACGUCAGCCUGAGCGGAACCUUCCCGUUCAACGAGGACGAGGACAUCAACGACCAGAUCCAGAAUGCCGCCUUCAUGUACCCGCCGAACCCGUGGAAGGAAAUUUCUUCCGAUGCAAUCGAUCUGAUCAACAACCUGCUGCAGGUGAAGCAGCGCAAACGGUUCACGGUGGACAAGAGCCUGCUGCACUGCUGGCUGCAGGAUCUGCAGACGUGGAACGAUCUGCGCGCGCUCGAGUCGCAGGUCGGUCUGCGCUACCUGACGCACGAGUCGGACGACGCGCGGUGGGCGGUGACGGCGGGCAGCGGUGGUCCAUGACCCGCCGCCCCGGACGGACGCCGGCUGCCCUCGCUGCCCUUCAUCCAGGAGUCGUCGACGCCGCCGGUGGACGAGCAGCAGCAGCAGCAGCAGCAGCCGCCGCCGCCGGCUGUCUCCUCGACAGCCGUCCCGAUUGCCCGGCACGCGUCCGACUACUGUGUGGGCGGCGGCGGCGGUGGUCCGGCCACCAAAGCGUACGGCCACCAGCCCCACCAGCCCUCCCUGCUGUUUACGGACUUCCGCGGCAAGGCGUAUCGGUGGAUGCGCGGCCGGUUCUGCCGGUUUGUGAAGGCCUAACCUGAUAUUUGCUGACUCUUUCUUUUUUAUCUGACAAACCCAUCUCGAACGCUUAAUCUCUCGACCCUGUCGGUAGGGUUUACGUCGUUGUUGUUGUUUUGUUUUUUUUUUUAUAUAUUAGAGUAUGCUAUAUACUUAGACGCACGCACACACUUACAGCAAAAACACGCACACACAAACACUCACACAUUCUCUCGAUAUUGUAGCAGUAGGUUAAUAGUAACGGACGCGAAUGUGAAACUGAGGCAUUCGGGGCGGUUUCUGCUUAACACUUAAAAUCUUUACCCCAUCUUCUCCCUCGAAAAAAUGGGGGUUUGGGGGUAUUGUUCUUAGUUGCGGAGCGGAGCGGAGUGGACGGAAAUGCGUGUCGGCAAACGAGCAGGCAAACUAGCAGCGUAAGACGUUCCGUUUCGUUCGUUUCGUUCGGCUCUUAAUGUACAGUUGACGAUUGCGCUCGCUUGGGAGGCCGUCCAGGGAGGCAAACCGAGUUAAUGCUUCCAUCGUACGCACUUGCAUGUGCCGUACACGUCUUAAAGUUACGCCUCCAAAUCCGGGCAGGCUCGAAGAUAAUGUUUAGCUGUUAGUGUUAGGGUUUUUUUUUGUGCUCGAUGGCGUCAAACAGUGUCGCCAGGGGCCGUCAACUUGGCGGGAGAAAGAAAAAAAAAGGGGCACACCCGUUUGGUUUUGUACGAUCUGUACCGUACUCACAUUGCCACGUGAUGUGGCAAAUGUCGGUUGCUUUAGUUGUGCAGUACAUUCCUUGCUUUUGUUACGUUUUGUUUGUGUCCCCAAAAGAGCUUGGUUGCUUGGCCCCGUGCGCCCGUGCCCAAUAUCAUUCCCAUUUUUUUGUUUCUUUUUGUAGCAAACCAACUAGCGGAAAAUAAAACGGACUAUGAAUAUCUUA